UUGACUGUCCGAGACGAUAUUUUUUCAUCAAAGCUCUCACAAAGCAAAGUAUAUUUCAGUGAGAGUGUUUGAAUUAACCAAUUUCUUUAUAUAUUCUUCGGCUUCCAGGGGACAUGGUUUCUCCAGGUGGACUCAAACAAGUUGACCUUGACGAGUUAGCUCAGAACUUCACAGCUUGGCAAAAGGCUACGACUAAGGUAGCCCAAGAAAACAGUGCCCUACAGGUACAAGUGAGAGGACUGACCAAGCAGCUACAGGCUAGUCAGGACAAUGAGAGGGUCAGGAGGGAUGAGAUCAGUGUGCUACAAGGACUUGUGGACAAGUUACAGGGCACAGUGGCUAAAAGAUGUGAUUUGGAAGAUGAGAACAUACAUCUAAAGGACAAGAUUUCCAACCUCCUAGCUGAAAUGGACAAUCUUAAACAGGAACAUGCUAAGGAGUUGUCAGAUGCCAGUCGAACUCUGCAGUCUGUAAAGGAGGAACAUAAGGAGCAACUGAAGCAGUUCAAGGAUAAUACAGCUAAAUUAAAGAGGGAAGAAGGUGCUCUACUGCAGCAGACUGUUCAACAGAAGAACUCUGAACUCCAGCAGCUACAGAAACAGCUGGAGGAUCUGGAGAGGGACAAACACUCACAGAUAGUACAGCUGAAGAUGGCUUAUGACACCAAGUUGUUAAAACUACAGAAACAGACUGCAGCAUUACAGCAGCAACAGAGGGGACCAUCUUCAGCUAACCAUGAAAUCUUCAGACAGAAAUUGCAAGCUCUGAAGAAUCAAAGUGAGCAAGAGAAGAGCACCCUCAAGAGGACCAUUGGUGAACUGCAGCAAAAACUAAAUUCUGUACAACAUAGUCACAGCUUGAAGAGAAGGAAACUGUAGGUGCAUGAAAAAAGGAAAGCCUGAGUGUUACAGUCAUUCUU
Molecule: messenger RNA, 919 nt
Organism: Branchiostoma floridae (Florida lancelet)
Lineage: Eukaryota; Metazoa; Chordata; Leptocardii; Amphioxiformes; Branchiostomatidae
Product: coiled-coil domain-containing protein 89-like
Exons: 8
Coding region: 114-878 (254 amino acids)
Source: RefSeq, a predicted model, not a curated record